AUGGCGGCAUGGUGGUGUGUUCUGUCGGUCCUCGCGGUGUCCGCGGUGGCGGCUGGGGCCGCGGGCCUUGAGAACAUGGAGUCGGCGGGGGACGUGCGCGCAGAGAUCGCAGCCCUGCGCGCCGAGCUGGACGAGGUCCGGCACCUCGAAGAGCAACACGCGACGGCAGAGCAGGACAGGCGCUUGAGCUCCACCGAGAGUGCGAUGACGAGUUCGUGGCUGAUCCUGUGUGGGUCGCUCGCGAUGUUCAUGCACGCGGGCUUCGCGAUGCUGGAGGCCGGGACCUGCAGGGCGAAGAACGCGUCCAACGUGUUGGUGAAGAAUCUCGCCAGUCUAUGCGUCAGCACGCUCGGGUUCUACUGGACUGGGUACGCGCUAGCCUACGGAGUCAGACCCGACAGCACACCUCAGGUGUCAAAGGGGGGGAACGGCUUCGUGGGCACUGCCGGCUGGGCCGGCAGGGGCUUUAAUGUCGACGACCUCGACGGGAACGUCGAAUCCACAGGUCAUCCGUUGAUGUGGUUCUUCCAGUGGGCCUUCUGCAGCGCCUCCAUUACCAUAGUCAGCGGCGCGGUUGCCGAGCGCGUACUGAGCCCGGCAUAUUGCAUCUUUGCGUUUGUGAUGUCUGCUUUCAUCUACCCCGUGGUCGUCGCGUGGACGUGGGGCUAUGGGUGGAUCAGCACCCUGUUCGACGUGGGCGUCGUCGAUUUCGCGGGAAGCGGCGUCGUGCAUGUCACUGGUGGCGUCGCCGGGCUCGUGGGCACGCUCGUGCUCGGUGCACGAAGGGGCCGCUUCCCGGCCUGGCGCGCGCAGCCUGGGGAAUUUGACCCGCACAGCCUGCCCCUUGUCGUGCUCGGCACCUUCAUCCUGUGGUUCGGCUGGAAUGGCUUCAACUGCGGAUCAACGCUCGAGAUGAACGAGGAGGUUGGGCUGCUGGCCGCCCAGGUGGUUAUGAACACGACCAUAAGCGCUGCGACAGGCGGCCUUACUGUAUUCUUUCUACGAUUCUUGAUUAUGGGUGCGUACGACGUCUGCGGCAUGUGCAAUGGCAUCCUGGCUGGCCUCGUGUCCAUCACGGCUCCCUGCGCGAACGUGGAGGCUGGCAGUGCGUUCUCAAUUGGUCUCAUCGGUGCCUUCGUGUACCAGGCCUUCUCCAUGCUUCUCGUGAAGCUCGAGGUCGACGACCCUCUGGACGCGGUCCCAGUCCACUGCUUCUGCGGAUGCUGGGGCAUUCUCGCCGCUGCUGUCUUCGAUUGGGGCAACGGCUUCGACCACUUCCACGGCAACAGCGGCUUCCAUUGCAUGACCGACGGAGACGGCAAUUGUGCCACUGGUCUGUUUGGCAAAGUGAUCGGUGCCCAAAUUGUCAUGCUCCUGUGCAUCAUCGGUUGGUCGAGUUUGUUCUCUGGCGUCACCUUCCUCCUUCUCAAAAAGACCGGCACCCUGCGCAUCGACGAGUACACAGAGGAGUCUGGAGUUGAUGCCGCCAAGCAUUGUCCGGCCAAGGCCUACGCAAUCCCUGCUGUGGAGUACGUGAGCCCAGGGAAGAGUGUCACGCUGAGUGCAUCAUCUAGCCACUCAAGCACACCAUCAAGCCCCGACAAGGACAUCGCCACCAUCGAAGCGUGA
Messenger RNA from Prorocentrum cordatum, 1629 nucleotides. The record is from the annotation of a GenBank genome assembly. NCBI's taxonomy places the organism in Eukaryota, Dinophyceae, Prorocentrales, Prorocentraceae.